Molecule: messenger RNA, 642 nt
Organism: Microthlaspi erraticum
Lineage: Eukaryota; Viridiplantae; Streptophyta; Magnoliopsida; Brassicales; Brassicaceae
Source: the annotation of a GenBank genome assembly
AUGCAUCUCCACUGCUGCUUCUCGCAUGAGCAAGUCAGUCGCCGUUGCCCUUCGCCGCCUCUCCCUCGCCAUUCACCACCGCCUCCUCUCCCUUCUCCUUCUCCUUCUCCUUACGCACCAAAGCUUCAUCCUUUCACCGCCGUUAUCUCAGUACUCUCUCUCAAUUGCCUCGCUAUCUCGUCUUUUCCUUUCUCUCUCUAUGCUGCUCAUUUUCCUCGCAUCUCCCCUCUCAGCAUUGGAUCUCCCUUCCUGCAAGAUCGGAUUCUGGAAACCGCAGAGGAGAUCCGUGGCCCCUUCGAUAAAACAAAGGCUAGGGCUUUGAGGAAACAGAGAGAGUUAGAGAAGGGGAAGAAAGCUUUAGAGUGGAAUUGGAGAUUAAACGAAGAUAGUUCAAAAAUCGCUGGAACCAAUGCUGCAUCAACCGUGAGAUCGGGGACCAAGGUUGCUGCUGCUCAACCUUUUCGUGAAGGAAUGUUUGAGAUAGAGAAGCCUUUGAAUCUUCGGCGAGAAUCUUCCAGAUCCUGCCGUGAACCUCCGCAAAAUCUCUGGCCUGUUUUCAUAACUGCUCCAAAGGUAGAGAGGGAAGCGAGUGAGUUGAGUGGAACAGUGAGGAAGAGAAUGGAGUUUCUUGACUUCGACUAA